AUGGGUAAUAGUUCUAGUCGUACUAAUCCUCCAUGUCGUUGCACUUGUUGCUCUCGCUGUUGCCCACCUAAAAGAUCGACAACCAUUUCACCAACACCUAUUCCACCAACACCCAUUCCACCGACACCUGUUCCACCGAGACCCUCUUCAUCUCGUGUAUUCAAAUUUACUGAAUAUGAACCUGCAGCCAUGCCCGAUAUCUACAGGGACAAAGCUGACUACCAGGAUCUAUUGGAUAUUGAACCACUUGUGCACAGCAUAAUUAUGACACAAUUAUCAUCACAGACAGCAUCCAGCAACAAAACAAAUCUCAUAAAAGAACCGUUGGAAAAUAAAUGGACGGAAUCAUACUUGACGCAUGGAGAAUUGUCUGAUGUCAUCACCGAAGUUAAUAGUGAUACGCAUGGAUGUAUUAAAUCAGUUGAAUCACAAGAGAUCAACAUUGGGGCAGAAAAGUUUCAACAAAUUACAGUCGAGAUUGAGAAAUUAAUCGCCAAUCAAUUGCGAUUAAUUUCACAAAGAGAACAAGCGAUCAUUCAGAAACAUAGACAAGAAAGUACAAAUGCUGUAAAUAGAAUAAUCACUAAGGGAAGAUCUUAUCAACGAGCUAAUGAAAAAGAACACCAACGAUUGAUAGAAGAAUACGUUGUUCAAUUAGAAAAAGCACUGGUCACACAUUUAGAUCAUCUUCAGAAGGCUGUAGAGGUCGAUCAACGAAGUAUAAUCAGCCAGUCGCAACAAUAUGUUGGAGAUUGUGCUCUUGACGCAUUAAGAGCUAGACAAAAUAUCCUGAAUAAUGCCUUUUUGAGCGCCAACAAAAUGAUUACAGAAAUACUGUCUCAGCACGAGGUGGAAUUUUGGGACAUCAAAAAGCAACCUGUUGGUCGUGAAGAACUACGAACUAUUGACCUUCGUAUAUAUUCUACUGUUGGAGAAAACCAGCAUGGUCUAGUUUGUGAUAAAAUAUCUGAUCGAAACAAAUUUAUCAAAACGAUCAAUGAUACAAAAUCACAAAAUAUACCCAAGAGAACAGUGUAUCUAAAAAGUGAUCCAAGUAUUACAAUACCGAGAACAUAA
Molecule: messenger RNA, 1077 nt
Organism: Adineta steineri
Lineage: Eukaryota; Metazoa; Rotifera; Eurotatoria; Adinetida; Adinetidae
Source: the annotation of a GenBank genome assembly